Messenger RNA from Quercus robur (English oak), 1665 nucleotides. Its product is annotated as aspartyl protease AED3. Gene Ontology annotation, molecular function: aspartic-type endopeptidase activity. The coding region runs from base 167 to 1462 and encodes 431 amino acids. The record is from RefSeq and is a predicted model, not a curated record. Gene Ontology annotation, biological process: proteolysis. NCBI's taxonomy places the organism in Eukaryota, Viridiplantae, Streptophyta, Magnoliopsida, Fagales, Fagaceae. The transcript has 3 exons.
AAAUCGCAUUACGAUUAUUCCACAUGACAGUGAGUGUGCAAUAAGCAAUGAGGGAUAAUCAUUCUCACAAGCACACACAUAGUAUUCCACCUAUAUAAAUAGGCACACUCUUGGUCACACUAAAUCAUCAAAGCCUAACUCAACCUCACAACUGAAGUCUAGAGCCAUGGCAAUGAGAACCCUUCUCUUCUCACUAGCCCUCCUCUGCAUUUCCCUUGUCCAUUGCCUAAACCCCAAAUGUGAGACCUCAGACCAAGGCUCAACCCUCCAAGUCUUCCAUGUAUACAGCCCCUGCUCCCCAUUUAGACCCUCAAAGCCACUGUCAUGGGAAGAGAGUAUCCUCCAAAUGCAGACCGAGGACCAAACCAGGCUUCAGUUCUUGUCAAGCCUAGUGGCCAGGAGAUCUGUGGUGCCAAUUGCCUCUGGCAGGCAGAUCAUACAGAGCCCCACGUAUAUUGUGAGAGCCAAAAUUGGUACACCACCUCAGACUUUGCUCAUGGCCAUGGACACUAGCAAUGAUGCUGCUUGGGUGCCUUGUACUGGCUGUGUAGGCUGCUCUUCAACCUUGUUUGCCUCUGCUAGUUCCACCACUUACAAGCCUGUUGGUUGUGGAGCUCCUCAGUGCAAGCAGGUACCCAACCCCACUUGUGGUGGCAGUGCCUGCAAUUUCAACCUGACCUAUGGAAGCUCUAGCAUUGCAGCUGACCUGUCCCAGGACACAGUCACUUUAGCCACUGACCCCAUCCCUGGCUACACCUUUGGUUGCAUCCAAAAAACCACAGGUAACUCUAUGCCACCACAGGGCCUAUUGGGCUUGGGCCGAGGCUCAUUGUCACUUCUAUCCCAGACCCAAAACUUGUACCAAUCCACAUUUUCAUAUUGCUUACCUAGCUUCAAGUCCCUCAACUUUUCUGGGUCUUUGAGGCUUGGCCCAGUUGCUCAGCCCAAGAGAAUCAAGUACACACCCUUGCUCAGAAACCCCAGAAGAUCAUCAUUGUACUAUGUGAACUUGCAAGCAAUAAGGGUUGGUAGGACAAUUGUUAAUAUUCCACCUAGUGCAUUGGCUUUCAAUCCAACAACAGGCUCAGGAACCAUCUUUGAUUCUGGCACUGUCUUCACCCGACUAGUCGCACCGGCAUACAUUGCCAUGAGAGACGAGUUCCGAAGGCGAGUGAAGGUUCCAACAGUGACAUCCUUGGGUGGCUUUGACACAUGCUACAAUGUCCCAAUUGUUGCACCCACAAUAACAUUCAUUUUCGCAGGCAUGAAUGUGACACUACCACCAGACAACAUACUCAUCCACAGCACAGCAGGCAGCACCACAUGCUUGGCCAUGGCGGCUGCACCUGACAAUGUGAACUCGGUGCUAAAUGUGAUAGCCAACAUGCAGCAACAGAACCAUCGGUUGCUUUUUGACGUACCCAAUUCAAGGCUUGGCGUGGCCCGUGAGCUAUGCACUUAAUUUUGUUGGGUUUCUUAUGAGUUAGGUCAUAUGGUUGUGGUGUAUAAUGCAUGCGAUCAUUUUGGGUUUUUUCUUUUUUUUACUUGUAAUGCUUUAUUAGAAAUUUGUGAUCGGUAAGGUUUUAUUUUCUUUUUGGGUGGUACUUGUGGUUGUAUUUGGCUUUACUAAGGUUUAUUGCUAACUGUUACAAUGUUGGACUAGUA